AUGGACCAAGCGGAUCCGGCCAUUCGUGAGUUUAUGGCUCACAGCCGCACAGUUGCAGCCAGUGCCGAGCUGCAAUCAAGUGCUAUUCCAGCCCACUUCUGGGCAAGGAAUCAAGAUUCCAGAACUUUCAGGGCAAAAAAUGCCGAAAAGCCCAGUCUGAAAGAAGCUGGAAAACCCGGGCCGAAAGAUGUCGGAAAACCCGGGCUGAAAGAUGCCGGAAAACCCGGCCCGAAAGAUGCCGGACAACCUGGACCAAAAGUCGCCAAAAAGCAAAGACCAAAAGAGGGAAAACCUGGGCUGAAGGUUGACGUUAAUCCGGCUUCUUUCGAAAAAGAUAUCAAUCCGGCCGUUGCCGAGCUGGUGUCUGGCCCAAAGAAAGCCACUAUUAGAGAAUCUUUGCUGUCUAAAUAUGAGUUUUCUUUGUGUAAUGUCCUUGGCGAGGGCAGCUUUGGCAAGGUGUACAAAGGGACGCGUAGGUCUGAUGGCAAAGAGGUCGCCAUCAAACGAAUGGAGCGAAAUAAAGACGACAAAUAUCUUUUUAUCCCUGGAUACACCGAACCGCUCCUUACAGAAGUGGGGUUAACUCUUAAAAUGCAAGAAUGCCACAGCCCCUUUGUCAUCGAAAUGUAUGACUGGUACGAGGAUCCCAACAUGAUCGCACUCGUGUUGGAGUAUCCUCAACCCAGUCAGACACUCUGGGAGUUUUUGAACUCGCGCCGUACACCACUGAGUGAAUCAACAGCACGACCACUGAUGUACCAGGCUGUCCAAGCAGUGCAACACUGUCUGGAUCAUGGCGUUUUCCAUUCUGACGUCCAUCUAGGAAACUUCUUGUUGGACCAAGUGAACAUGAAGCUGACCUUGAUCGACUUCGGCCUUGGAAAUCUACUUACGGACGACGGCUAUGAUUCAAAAGGCUUUAAAGGAGCUGUGCAUUGCACCCCACCCGAGGCGCACGCCAAGUCCAAAAAAAGGCGACAAAAUCUCACAAGCUUCAGCUUAACAAGAAAUAUUUUUCAAAGGGUGAGUGAAAAGCACAAACGGAGGCAGAACAUCUCUGAUCAGAUGCACAGUAUCCGUGAAAGACAUCGGUCACUAAACAUGGAUGGAUGGACAAUAUUAUCAUCAUAUGACAGCUCUUUGGGUUAUUGUCAUUUGUGUGUCAUGACUAACAAGCUCUCUCCUAAAACUUGUACAGAACUCUGUGAUCUGAUUAAACGGUGCUUAGACAUGAAUCCAGCUAAACGGCCGACGAUCCAGGAGAUCUUAGAUCAUGACUGGUUUAAGAUGGACUAGAAAGAAAGGCAGUGAAAUGGAUUCAGUCCAUCAGAUACACAGUGUGAGGUAACAGACAGAUUAGGAAACUACAUUUGUAAGAGAGACGUGCUUUAUGUCUUUGUGUAGUUAGAUUUAUGUAGAGUAGUAAGAUUGAGUGUUCUUGUUCUUGUUUCUCCU
This is a messenger RNA of Paramisgurnus dabryanus, 1455 nucleotides long. The record is from RefSeq and is a predicted model, not a curated record. Lineage: Eukaryota; Metazoa; Chordata; Actinopteri; Cypriniformes; Cobitidae.